Messenger RNA from Eucalyptus grandis, 1661 nucleotides. RefSeq names its product WEB family protein At3g02930, chloroplastic. The transcript is spliced from 2 exons. NCBI's taxonomy places the organism in Eukaryota, Viridiplantae, Streptophyta, Magnoliopsida, Myrtales, Myrtaceae. The record is from RefSeq and is a predicted model, not a curated record. Bases 434 to 1201 code for a protein of 255 amino acids.
ACUUCGGCCUCUUCCUACGUUCUUCACUUUUACCCUGCAAAUGUCCGGCACGCUUAGUCCGUUCUGGCCCCUGUUUCGUUUGUGAUCUCCCCGAUAUUUAGAAACCUCGCAUCGCCACGGAUCGAUCGAAUGUCUUGAAGCGACGGCAUGUUCAUGUUCCUUUCCCCGUCUUCGCUUUGUCAUCUGCAAUCUUCGAAUGCGUUUCAUGCGAUCUCGCCUUAGUUUCGGAUUUUUCCGACACCUCGAGUUCCAUCCUUCCAUGAUCUUUGCUGUCCUUCAAUUCUAGUCAUCUGAAUCUGCGGGAUUUUUGCUGGGAUCGAACCUCUUCGCGAUCGGAAAAGUCUGAAACGAGUACCUCUUGUUUUUCUCUGCCGGAAGCCCCACACGAAGGGGGCUAAGAUUUGAGGUAUAAGGGUCCCGAGAAGUUGCAGGGAUGCAGCAGCAGUACGGGGAGGAGCUCGAGGAGGAGCUGAGGACAUUGAGGGAACGGUUGAACGAGGCGGAGGACGAGAGAGAUCAAAUGGUCAUUCAGCUGAGAGAGUCGCGAAAGGCGGCCGAGGAGGCGAACAGGAGGCUCGCCGAGGCCUUUGCGGCUAGGAAAGUGCCGGAGAUAUACACAGAGCUCAACUCGGUUAAGAGAUUGUUGGCAAACACGAACCAACAGCUGAAGGUCAAGGAGAAAGAUACGGAGUCAUUGAGGGUCGAAGCCGCAAGGGCGAAGCAGCUCGAGCUCAAAUUGGCGGACCGAGAGGCUGCAUUGAAGAAGUUGGAAGACAAGCCGAGCAACACGAAAGCCGUCGAGGCUGAGGCGGAUUCGCAAAGCAAGAGGAGGAUUCGGGAGCUAGAGGAGGAACUGAGAAACAGAAAGGAAUCCGAAGGGAAGACGUUCGAGUCUUUGGUUGCCUUGACGAAGCAGCUCGAGCAGACCAAGAUAUCGGUCGAGGAGGCGAAGGUCGAGAAUGGCUCGCUACGAGAGAAGGUAGAGAGAUUCGAGGAGCAGUCGCGGCAAAACGGUAAAGCCACCAACGUCUCGAGAAUUUGCUUCAAGGACAAUGCUUCCACGAAACAGACCCUGGAAAGUCUCAGGUCCGAACUUCAAUCGACGAAGGAAAGCCUUUCCGCACCCGCGAGGGAGAGAAGAAGGCCUCUUCGAAGGUCGAGGGCCUCCUCGAUGAGAUCAGCAAGCUCAAGAACGAGCUGAAAUCCGCGAGCGAAGCAGAAGAGAACAGCAAGAAGGCGAUGGACGAUUUAGCCUUGGCAUUGAAGGAGGUAGCGACGGAGAUGAAUCAGGUGAAGUUGAGGCUCGACGUGACGCAAGCUGAGCUCGAGCACUGGAAAGGGGAAGCAGAAAUGGUGACGGAAAAGUUGAAGAACACCGAAGACAGGUUCAAAGAACUUUUAGAUGAAUCAAGAAAAGAGAUGGAACAAUACAAGAACACUAGCGAGAGGCUCAGGUUAGAGGCUGAAGAGUCACUCCUGGCAUGGAACGGGAAGGAAACGGGCUUUGUGGGAUGCAUCAGGAGAGCCGAAGACGAAAGGACGGCGGCUCAACAGGAAAACAUUAGGCUCGCCGAGUCUCUCAAGGCGGCCGACAGGAUGGUCAAGGCAUCGAGAGAGGAAAACAUCAAGCUGCGCGACAUACUCAAGCAAGCGCUGAACGA